GAUUUGGAACGAAAGCAAAAUGGCUCGAGGACGCAAGAGCAAUAGCAUCAAACAGAGCGACUUCACUAACAGCACCAAUCCUCAGGAUUUAGAGAGAAGACUUUUUAUCGGCAAUUUGCCCACAGACCACAUGACUCGUGAAGAAAUGGAAGAGAUAUUUUCAAAAUAUGGCAAAAUCAGGGCCCUCAGCAUGUACCAUGGCUAUGGGUUCGUGCAGUAUGACCGUCUAGAAGAUGUCCAGGCCGCUCUGGACGGUGAGAAGGGUCGCCUUUAUAAAGGGUAUAGAUUAGAUAUUAAUAAAGCAGUGGAAAGAAGAAAUAUGAAUAAGGCUUCAUCAAGGUCCAGUCCAGCACGAAGAGAGCCAUAUGCCUAUGGGGAUGGCCGAGAUGCCAGACGCGACCGCUCCCCUCUUCGGGGGAGCCCAAGGAGAGACCCCAGAGAUGGCAGGGAUGGUAGAAACGGACGAGAUUCCAGAGACACUCGAGACAUUCGAGCUAGAGACAUGCGUGACGCUAGAGACCACAGGGACCCACGGGACCUGCGAGACCCACGAGAUAUCAGGGAUCCAAGAGACUUGCGGGACCCUCGUGAUGUUAGAGAUCUUCGUGACCCACGGGAGCCGCUGUAUGAUCGAUACAGGGAUCCACGGGAUCCUCGGGACCCUUUGUACAGACGAGAUGAAUCUUACGACCGUUACCUUCACCUUGAAGACUACUAUCGGCGGAAGGAUGACUCUUACUAUGACCGUUACAAAGAGCAUUUUGAUAGAGCACCGGUGAAUUCAGAAGGUGAAUACCUUGCCAAGGACCGUCUGAAGCGUGAGGAGCGGCGCCGAGAGGAGCUGUACCGUCAGUACUACGAGGAAAUCAAGAGACGUUUUGAUGCAGAGAGACCUGUGGAUUGUUCUGUGAUAGUGGUGAAUAAACAGACAAAGGAGUACGCGGAGUCAGUGGGGCGGAAGGUGCGGGAUCUGGGCAUGGUAGUGGACCUGAUCUUCCUCAACACAGAGAUGUCACUGACGCAAGCCCUGGACGAUGUGAGCAGAGGAGGGUCUCCUUUUGCCAUUGUCAUCACCCAGCAGCAUCAAGUUCACCGCUCUUGCACUGUUAACAUCAUGUUUGGCACUCCACAAGAACACCGCAACAUGCCCCAAGCUGAUGCCAUGGUGCUGGUGGCAAGGAAUUAUGAGCGCUACAAAACAGAGUCACGGGAGAAGGAGCGCGAGGAAAUCGCCCGGCAGGCUGCCAAGAUGGCAGAUGAAGCUGUUCUGCAGGAGCGGGAGCGCCCACCCUCCAUGGAGGAGGGUGUCAGAGGAGGUCACCCUCCAGGGAUUCAGACUCUCUUGAACCUGCUGGCAGACAAUCGUUAUCUAACUGCUGAGGAGACUGAUAAAGUAAUUAAUUACUUGAGAGACCGGAAGGAACGGUUACUGAGGGGAAGCACUGAUUCUCUGCAGGCAUCCAUGUCAAGACAGUCUUUGGGGGCACCUUCAGGAUCAUCUUUGGGUAGUCAGUCCAGCCUUCCAAGCUCUCAGGCUCAUCAGGGUUCACAGCCUCUGGUCUCUGCUCCUUCUGUUCCAGUGUCCUCUUCUAAUCCUCAGCAGGAGCUUCAAGCAAAAAUCCUCAGUCUCUUCAACAGCGGGGCGGCAGCAGCAGCAGCUGCUGUAGCAAACAGCAGUUCUGCAGCCUCUGCGGGCACUUCGGGCAGCACUCCAAACCAGAACUUUGCUAACAUGGCCAGCGGUCAGGCCCGGUCAGCACAGAUGAGUGCUGGAAAUCUAAACCAGGCUCAGCAGAGAUUGCAGACUCCAAGCACGCAGCUUCCUGCUCUCCAAGGCCCUUCAAGAAAUGCAGGUCCAAGACCUGGAGCUCCUCCACAAGCUCAGUCCCUCUAUGGUCAGCACCAAAAUCGCCUCCCUGCACCUGGCAAUGUACCCGCUCAAAGGCCAGUAUCUUCUGGUAUCAACUUUGACAACCCUAGUGUACAGAAAGCCUUGGACACCCUUAUCCAGAGUGGUCCUGCACUCUCCCACCUUGUGAGCCAAACCGUGGCCCAGGGGCGAGCAGGGUCCUCAGCCCAGCAACCUAUGGGUUCCUACCAGCGGCACUAUUAAAGCUGAGCUGUCAGGCCCUUUCCCCUUCCCUUUGCCAUUCCAUACUUAUAGCUGUUUAAAGAGU
Nipponia nippon (crested ibis) is the source of this 2177-nucleotide messenger RNA. Lineage: Eukaryota; Metazoa; Chordata; Aves; Pelecaniformes; Threskiornithidae. The record is from RefSeq and is a predicted model, not a curated record.